Molecule: messenger RNA, 1359 nt
Organism: Moneuplotes crassus
Lineage: Eukaryota; Ciliophora; Spirotrichea; Euplotida; Euplotidae
Source: the annotation of a GenBank genome assembly
UGAUAAAUAUAUAAUUUUUGAAAAUCUAAAUGUCAGUAACUCCAGGCGAAGAGGUAGCGCAAGAAGAGGUUGCCCCUGGCAACCCUCUCGAGAGCAAGCUUGCAACCUACAAACAGAAGUUAAAGAUUCUUAAAUAAGGCAUAUAUUGAGGAACAGAGUGAAAAGGAGGCUUUUAAGAAACAAAUCCUUUCCUUAUGUAACACAAAUGAGAAGCUACAGAAAGAUUUAGAAGAGAUGGAGCAGAAGUACCUCAACUGAUACCGGAAUAACCAAGAGCUUCAUGACCAGAUUAUUCAAGAGAAAUCUAAUACCUCCGGAAGUAGAGGUAGCCUCUACUGGGGUAACAACUCCACAAAGGAGUCUGAUCGAAAGUACAGCUCUGGUUCUGCUAAUGGGCAAAACGAGCAGGUACUGACUCUAAAAAUCAAUCAACUUGAGGAGAAGAUCAAACAUCUUAAGGAUGAAAUUGAAGAGAAAGAGCAUGAAAUCGAAGAGAAGCAGCAUGAAACCCGAGACACAGAAGAUCGACUCAGAGAAGUAGCCAAGGAGCUCAGCCAAUACAAGGAUGAAUUCGAGACCGAGAAGACCAAGCUCCAUGAACAAUUUGAUGCAAAGAAGAAAGAAUUAGAUACUAAAAUCCAGAGAAUUCUUGCUGAAGAGCAGGAGUUUAAAGCAGCCCAAGAAAGAAUAGCUAAAGAUAAAAUUCAAGAAGUUGUAGAGAAGGAGACUAAAGAGAGGGAUGCUCUUAAGGAAAGAAUAGAGGUACUGGAAAAGGAGCUAAAUGAUAAAGAUGACCAAUUUCUUAAGCAAGGAGUCCAGAUGGAUGAAAUCAAGACCAAAUUGACCAUAUCUCAAGAGAACGAGGUGAAGCUUCAGAAUGAUAACGAUUGUCAGAAAGAGAUGAUCGAAGCAAUGCAAAAGAUCUUACAGAAACACGAGAAGGACAACCAGAUGCUAGCAGAGAAAUUGGUAGCUUUUAAGCAGCAAAUCAUUGAUUCUGAUAAGUUCAAGACUGAGAACCAGAAGUAUGAGGGGCUCAGGUACACCUCUUUUGGGAAAGGUCGCGCUACUCUGUACUUCAUCGAGGAGAAUGUUGGGAAUAAUAAGACCGAUACUAAAUUCUCCCUCGUACUAGAGUACGGUAGUGGGAAAGCAUUUAAAAUUUCUAUUGCAGAAAUGACAGAUUUUUAUAAGAUAGAGGGCACCAAUCAAAUAUGAUUCUCAUGGCCAGACAAAUCAUGGCUAAAGAAGAACAGAACAGAGACUUUUGAGACCCCUUAUGCAGAGAUUAUUGUGGAGAAGUAUCUCAGAAUUAUAGAAGAAAUGGAAGAAAUCCAAGAGAGACAUACACCAGCUUAA